Molecule: messenger RNA, 1446 nt
Organism: Paracoccidioides brasiliensis Pb18
Exons: 3
Coding region: 1-1446 (481 amino acids)
Biological process (GO): proteolysis
Molecular function (GO): aspartic-type endopeptidase activity
Source: RefSeq, a predicted model, not a curated record
AUGGGUUUUUCAUCAUGGAUUCUGCCAGUAGCUUUGCUGUCAAUGGGCGUCGCAGCCUUCUACCCGUGCGAGUAUACAACUCAUGGCAUGCUUCCCAAUUCACAAUCAACCAAAGUGGACCUGAAAGAGAGGUUCUUCCCAUAUGUCCUCAGUGAGAAGAAUAAAGAUGAUGUCAAGCCAGCUCUCAAAUUGGAUAUCGUGAAGGCUCGUCGGCAAAACAAUUUUGAAGCUUUUGGUGGAGAUCCCACAACAGUACCACAUAGUCUCCCAAUCAACACUGAUGGGUACGACUUUUCCUAUUUCUCAACUAUGCACUUCGGUUCCAACCAACAACCCAUGUGGAUGCUAAUCGACACGGGCGCUUCUAAUACGUGGCUGGUCGGCUCCAACUGCAUUGCCGAUCCUUGCAAGAUACAUAAUUCCUUUGGUAGCGAGGAUUCGAAUACCCUAUCAAUCACAGAUAUCCCAUUUGAUGUCACUUAUGGUUCAGGUGACGUAUCUGGAAUCAUUGUUAAUGAUUCCGUCUCUUUCGCUGGAUUCAAUCUAACCAUGGGGUUCGGUUCUGCGCUGGAAAUGUCUGACCACUUUUCGAAUUAUCCCAUGGACGGCAUUUUGGGUUUAGGGCGUGCUGUUGAGAAGACAAUGAAGACACCAACGAUUAUGCAAGCGUUACGAAAGGCUGGGUUGCUGGAGAAGCAUAUAAUUGCAGUAAAUCUGCAGCGCCACAUGGAUGGGACCAAGGAUGGGCAAAUCGUAUUUGGCGAUAUCGAUAAGACUAAAUUUACCGGAGAAAUUUCGUACACACAAACCCUAGCGAACGUGGAUCAUUGGGAGAUUUUAUUGGAAGACCUUGUUAUUAAUGAUAUGCCGUUAAAACUCAAAAAUAAAAAGGGCAUAUUCGACACCGGCACUUCGUUCAUACUCGUGCCUUUUAAUGAUGCGCAACUUAUCCACAACGAAAUACCAGACUCCGUAAAGAGUUCUGACUCGGAGACCAACUUCGAUAUCCCCUGCUCGACAAAGGCAAAGAUCGAGCUUGCCAUUUCCGGUGUGAGAUAUACCAUAUCCCCUAAAGAUUACGUUGGCGACUCCAUCUCGAACAGCAUGUGCCGGUCGCGGAUCGUGGGCCAUCAGCCCUUUGAAGCUGACGAGUGGCUCCUUGGCGCUGCAUUUUUGAAAAACGUCUAUAUCGUGUUUGAUUUUGACGACAAUCGGAUUGGCCUUGCGAAGCGGAUAUCUGAUGGGAAUUCAACUCCGACAGUUCCCCCCGCCCGCUCCGGAUCCAUUUCUGCUCCUGCAGACUUGCGUCCGGUUGGUCCCAGUGGGAUCACCGGACUUGCAACACAACCUACGAAACCCACGGGUUCAGGUGGUGCAUUGCUACCCAUAUUUGAUGAGCCAUUCUGGGUUUCCUUUGCUCUUUCUCUGGCAAUGUGUUUAUUAUAA